Molecule: messenger RNA, 447 nt
Organism: Ostertagia ostertagi
Lineage: Eukaryota; Metazoa; Nematoda; Chromadorea; Rhabditida; Trichostrongylidae
Source: the annotation of a GenBank genome assembly
AUGGCUUGCAACUGCCAAGUCUCGUGUGGUCAUUGUAUUCCUCUGGAUUAUGGUUAUGGAUCUUGCCUCGAUUAUCACCGUGAUUGCUCUGGUUGGGCUCGACGGGGCGAAUGUGAAAAGAACCCAUGGAUGUCGGAGAAUUGUCGUGCAUCGUGCAGAACAUGUUACUCCCAAUGGGAUCUCAGAACCAUGUGUCGCGGUGCUGUUGGUUCUGUGGCCCCAGUUGCAACGAAUCGUCCACGUCAACCAGUGGUCACCCGGCCUCCACCUGCUUGGCAACACCGAGGCGGCUUCGGUCGUGGCGGAAUGGACUACGAGGAUUGGGGCGGUCUGAUGGGCUGGGGAAAUGGAGCUGGAGGCGGAAUCGCAAACGGAUGGGGUGGCCCACCACCUAUGUGGCAACAGCCGUUUUCAUGGUUCCGACGGGCUCGAGCUAAGAGGGACUGA